Diaporthe amygdali is the source of this 1494-nucleotide messenger RNA. Its product is annotated as family 31 glycosyltransferase. The transcript has 2 exons. Gene Ontology annotation, cellular component: membrane. Gene Ontology annotation, molecular function: glycosyltransferase activity. NCBI's taxonomy places the organism in Eukaryota, Fungi, Ascomycota, Sordariomycetes, Diaporthales, Diaporthaceae. The record is from RefSeq and is a predicted model, not a curated record. The coding region runs from base 1 to 1494 and encodes 497 amino acids.
AUGGGCGUACUCUACAAAGACAACCGGUUGGUGCCGGCGAUCAUCAUCACAGCAGCUUUAUGGCUGUUUUUCAUCCUACUCGAUCCCGUCACUCUCCACCACACACAACGAACACCGCCAAUGGUGCAGGUGGAAUCAGAGCCUACGCAACAACAGCCACAUUGGCAGCCAGAACCUGAAUCAUCGCAAUUAGAGACCCAGAGGUUGCCAGUAACAACACCAUCAAGCGCAACUCAACAUGCAUCCAGCUCGUCGUCCACCUCCCACCACACCCAGGAUGGCAUGCUUUCACCUGACGACGUCUUACUUAUCGUCAAAACUGGCGGCACCGCGAUGUGGAAACGCCUGCUGGCCCACCUCCUCACCACACUUGCGCCAGAGCGUAUCCCGCUUCAGAACACCGUCAUUUACUCCGACAGUGCUGACAAGAUCGGCGCCUACAAGGUCAUCGACAUCCUGGCCAACACCACGGCUGCCACGCUCAACUCGUCAGAGUUCGAUGUCUAUCGCUCUCAGGCGUCAUAUGCGGCCCACAAUGUCUACCUUGAGGCCGCGGGAGUAGAUGGCGACGACUGGGGCCCUCAAGGCGGCUGGAUCGUUGACAAGUACAAGUUCGUGCCCCUCGUACAACACGCUGGGGAGAACUGGCCGCACGCCAAAUGGUACAUCUACAUGGAGGACGAUACAUACCUGUUCCUCCCCAGUGUCCUGAAUUAUCUCUCCGGAUUUGACCACCGCGAGCCCCACUGGCUGGGUAGCUAUGCCGCCAAGUCUGACGUGGUAUUCGCCCAGGGCGGCGCCGGCUUCGCGCUCAGCAGGGGCGCGUGGGAGGCGAGCUUCGGCAAGAAUGCACGCAUGGCGGAAGAGUACGAGCAGUACACCGCGGACCAUUGCUGCGGCGAUCAGGUGCUAGGCCAUGCGCUCAACAAGUACGGCGUCAAGCUUGGCGAGAACGGAGGUGACGAGGUGUUCAGAUACGGCUUCAACCCGCUCGUCCACUGGACGUUCGCGUUUGAGAAGUGGAGCUGGUGUCUGCCGCUUUACUCCUGGCAUAAAGUUCAUGCACGGGACGUGGCGAGGUACUACGAGCUGGAGAGGAGCUGGGACUAUUCGACUCCCUUCCGGCAUGGAUAUUUCUUUACGCAUAUGAUCGCCCCAGAGCUUAAGACGAGGGCUGAGUGGUGGGAUAACAUGUCGGACAAAUUCCGGGUCACAUCAGCCAACGCGGCCAACCCGCCGAUGCCAGAAGGUUUGAAAAAGACCGAGACGUGGGCAGAGGCAUGGGAAUCUGUUGAGGCUUGUGAAGCGGCUUGUAAGGCUUGGGACGAAUGCAUUCAAUGGAGUUUCGUAGAGGAUCUCUGCAAGAUGGACGACAAGGCGAUCAUGGGAAAGGGGUAUGCGCCAGAGAUGUCACAAAGGAAGACGGCCCUUAAAACAACAAGUGGAUGGUUGAAAGAGAGGAUCGAAACGUGGGACUCUCACUGUGAUAGUUAG